UGGAGUUUCGAAAUGUAUUUCAUUUUAUUUCAUUUCCUAAAGGAACGAAAAAAAAUAUGAAAUCAAUUUAACAGCGUUCGAAAACAUAACCUUUUUACCUGUAUAGGUUUUAGCUUGCAAUAUUUCUUACCGAGUUGGAAUGGGUCGUUAUGCGAUUGAAACCCAAGAACGACACCAAAUUGUAACAUAAUUGAAAGCGAUUUGACAUCUUUAUGUGAAUCGUGUAAUCUUGUUUGAUACUAAAAUUAUAUCUUUCGUUCCACUUAUUUAUUUAUAGUUGGUUGUACCUGUACAAUUGGCAAUCUCCCAAAGGAAACCCUGUGUUAGUGCGGAUACCUUUAUUUGAUCGUUUAUAUUUCGUUUUCAUGCAAUUUCAAUAUGAUUUUUCUGACUACAAAGCUCAUGACUUUGACCCAAAGCAACAGGCUAGACGUUUGUUAGCUUCGGUCCAUGCAGCAUCAGACGCAACAGAGGACAAGGCAGUCGCUAAAAAACGGUUAGGAUAUGCUAUAAAGGAAAUUGAAAAUCAGAGAAAGGCUUUUAUCAGUUCAAAUGAACAGAACCUCGCAGGGAAUGUGGAAUCCAUUUUUCAAAAUCAAUCGAAACUAACGGAAGUUCGAGAAAAAAUGAAGCAACUCACAGAUGUUUAUGAAAGAAUGCGUUCUCUGGUUACCGUGCCCUACAAUUCUGCUUCUCGAUUACAUGACUCAACCGUGAAUCUUCAUUCGACUUAUACCAGCUUAUACUGGAUUCAUCACUAUUUUGACCUGCAGAAAUUAUUAGUAGCUUUUGCAGAUAGUGUUUCUAACGAACAUGAACGAUUUGAAAAUUAUUUUCGAGCAGCUACAUUAUUACAAGAAAUGGACCAACUGGUUAGUCGCUAUCCCCUUAUUAAGCGCCAGUCUUCCGUACAGUCGUUGCAUAAAUCAAAUAUUGGAAUUCACUCUAGGAUGCUAAAAGAAACGUCGAGUUUUUUGUUAGCACAAGAAGACUCGAAUGUAUUAACAGCAAAUUCCUCAACUUUUUCCAAUGCUUGCGCUACUCUGUUUUUACUAGACAAAUAUCUAUUAGAGAGAAAUCUGUCUCAGAUGUUGAGCUCUAGAAGCCAAAAAGCAAACGCUUGUUUUGAGUCUAUAUUCCAAUUGUCUCCUACAACUCGUAGGCUCCUACAUUCAUCUGCUGAUUCCACCGCUGCCAAUUCUACAAUCUGGUCUAAAUUUGAAGAUGGAUGGUAUCAAAUCUCAAAAAUUGGAUCUCAAUGUGUUUUUUGGGAGAAGACACUUAAACAAACUACCGUUUGUCAACCAUAUUAUACUAACUUAUUAGAAUACUUUCAAGCACAACCCAAUUUCAUUCUUGACGGUGCUACAAUUAGCAUGUUCUAUUUUAAGGAACUGGCUAUUUCAAUUAGCACGAAAAUGCAGAACCUUGAUCGUCGAGAUCCCACCUUGCUCCAAGUUUUUCGUAACGAUUACCAAAGAGUAACCCAUAUAGUUGAACAAGCUAUUGCAAAAUCAUCUUCCGAGAUUGUUACAAAAGAUACCCGUGAGUGUUCUAUUGUGAUAAACAGUCUUAAAGUAUUAUUCCCAAAAAUUCCUUAGACAUUAAAAUAAAAUUAUAUAAAUAACCCAAA
Schizosaccharomyces cryophilus OY26 is the source of this 1633-nucleotide messenger RNA. RefSeq names its product transport complex subunit Cog5. Gene Ontology annotation, cellular component: COG complex. The coding region runs from base 366 to 1601 and encodes 411 amino acids. Lineage: Eukaryota; Fungi; Ascomycota; Schizosaccharomycetes; Schizosaccharomycetales; Schizosaccharomycetaceae. Gene Ontology annotation, biological process: intra-Golgi vesicle-mediated transport. The transcript is spliced from 3 exons. The record is from RefSeq and is a predicted model, not a curated record.